UUAAAUCUCUUCCCACCCCCUUUACGUUUCUGCAUCUGCAUCGCUCUUCUCUACAGUCUCUCUCUCUCUCUCUCUCUAAUUGUCCGUUACUCUCACUCUAACUUAUGGCAGCUGAAGAGUUCAGUCAUCCCCCACUAGCGCCUACAAUUCUCCCUCCGUAUCCAGAGGUGAUUUUGGCUGCGAUCGAGGCUCUGGAUGACAAGAACGGCUCGAACAAGUCAGCAAUCUCGAAGCACAUCGAAGACACCUACGGCGAGCUUCCUCCGGCUCACAUGACUCUCCUCUCUCACCAUUUGAACAAGAUGAAGCAGAGCGGUCAACUCGUCAUGGUCAAGAACAACUACAUGAAGCCCGACCCCAACGCUCCGCCGCGCCGUGGCCGUGGCCGGCCGCCGAAGCCCAAGGCGGACCUCCCGCCGGACGCCGUGGUUUCGCCGCCGCGAGCCAGAGGCCGACCACCGAAGCCCAGGGACCCCUCGGCUCCUCCCCAGACCAAGUCGCCGUCGGCCAGCAGUGGUCGUCCCCGUGGGAGGCCGCCGAAGAAGGCGAAGACUGGUGGUGGUGCGCCGCCGGCGACGGCGGCGAGUGGGACGCCGAGGGGGAGAGGACGGCCGCCCAAGGUGAAGACUGGAGUGGCUACUCCAGUAGGGUGCUGAUUGAAAGAAAAGAAUAGGAUUAGGGGUCUUAGUGCUAAUUGUUGUUUUCUUUUUAUCUUUUUAUCUUUUACAAUUCUUUAGUCCUUUUAUUUUCACUUAUUUGUGAUGAGUGUUUUUUAGGUUAGGUUUGAAUUGGGUGUGAGCGACUAGUGACUGUAAUUGCAAUGUAAAUGUAUGCAGCGGCUGAGGAGGCUUUAUGGCCUCUCUUUUAUCUCCCCUCUCUUUCUCUAGAAAAAGUGAAAUCAAUUUGAGAUAGAUUCUGAUUUACGUU
This is a messenger RNA of Camellia sinensis, 927 nucleotides long. RefSeq names its product high mobility group A (gene HMGA). Gene Ontology annotation, molecular function: nucleosomal DNA binding; double-stranded DNA binding. The record is from RefSeq and is a predicted model, not a curated record. Lineage: Eukaryota; Viridiplantae; Streptophyta; Magnoliopsida; Ericales; Theaceae. Gene Ontology annotation, biological process: nucleosome assembly; regulation of DNA-templated transcription; negative regulation of DNA recombination. Gene Ontology annotation, cellular component: nucleus; nucleolus; chromatin.